AUGUUCCAAAAAAUUUUAGGUUUUGGUUUAAAUAGUAUAUUGUAUCAGCGUGGCAUUUAUCCAGCACAUUCGUUUGUUCGAGAAACGAAAUAUGGAUUGCCGCUUUUGGUUACGAAAGAUCCGAAAUUGCAAAAUUUUCUUUCUCCUCUUCUUAAACAAAUUCAGUAUUGGCUUCAAAAGAAGCAAUUGAAACGUUUGGUUGUUGUGAUUUGUAAAAUACCGGCAAGAGAAGUUAUAGAAAGGUGGCAGUUUGAUAUUGAAACAGAUGAAGAAAUUCAGGAAGCUGGCGAAAAUUCGAUUCGAAACAAAGAUGAAAAAAAAAUAAAGCAAGAAAUGUCUGAUGUUAUAAGGCAAAUCACAGCUUCAAUCGCUUUUUUACCGCAAUUAGACGAACUCUGCUCGUUUGAUGUUUUAAUAUACACAGGUAAGGAUACAGAUGCGCCAGAGGAUUGGACUGAAAGCGACGCUUGUAACAUUGAAAAUGCCCAUGAAGUACAGCUUCGAUCUUUCUCAACAUCUGUGCAUACAGUUCACACAAAAGUAGCAUAUAAAGCAGAUUUCUGA
Molecule: messenger RNA, 564 nt
Organism: Dracunculus medinensis (Guinea worm)
Lineage: Eukaryota; Metazoa; Nematoda; Chromadorea; Rhabditida; Dracunculidae
Source: the annotation of a GenBank genome assembly